GAACGUCUGUUGUUCGCAGUCGCCUCAGAGCGGCUGUGACAGUGGACUGCUUUGAUUCAUGCUGUUGUGGAGCCUCCUUUUUGGAUUUGGAGAACAAUUAAUGCGAGCAGAACAGAGCGCAUGAAGGAUGAGAAGAUGAAUGUGGAGGCUCUAAGCAGAGCAGAGCUGCUGACUCUCCUCAGUGUCCUGGAGGGAGAGCUGGAGGCUCAGGAUGUGGUCAUACAUGCCCUCAGGGCUCAGCACAGAGAUGCUUUCGUCCAGGAGCGCUACGGCCAGUAUGAUCUCAGCGAUCCAUUCCUGGCCCUGCAGCGGGACAACGAGUCCGCGGAGCGCCAGGACACGCUCACCCAGCCUCACGCGCACCUGCAGGGCCGGGCGGUGGGCCCAAGCCCUCUGGCUGUGCUUAAACUGGUUAUGGCUCACUGCAAGAGGAUGCAGGAGAGGAUGAUGGGACAGCUGGCCGCUGCUGAGAGCAGACACAGGAGGAUGAUAGCUGAUCUGGAGGAGGAGAAACGACGGCGUGCCCAGGAGUCUGCGCACAGUGAUGAUUUCACCUUCAGGCUGCAGACUGAAAGAGACAAACUGCUGCAACAGUUGGAAGUGCAGCAAGCAACAGUGCGGAAGUUAGAGAAGGAACAAGUGCAGGCAGUGAGCCAGGCGGAGGAGUCACUGUCCCAGCAGCAGCAGCUCUCCUCGACCCUGACCCUGGAGCUCCAGAAAGCGAGCAGCCAGGCGCAGGAGGAGGCCCAGAAGGUCACACAACUUCGCACCUUGCUGCAAGAGGAGACCAGCGCCCUGGAGAAGCUCCGGGGGGUUCUCGAAGAUGAAAGGAGCAGGGCAGCCCAGCUAGAGGCCAGGUCCGAGAGGCAGCUGGCUGAGUUCGACACGGAGCGAGAGCAGCUGAAAGCCCGGAUCGGCAAAGAGGAGGAGAGGAGUAGGGAGCUUGAGAGACAGCUGGAGGAGCUGCGGAAGAGGUUAACUGAAACUGGAGGAUGUAAAGAGGAGGUAAAGGAGGCUGCGACAGAGGCGAAGGAAUCACUUUCCCAGACGACGGUGGUGUCCACCUCCGUUCAGACUGAGCCUGACGGAAAGAUAACGGUCGCUCCUAAAUCGUCUUCACUGUCAAAGGUCAAUGGCCAUCACACACAUAAAGAGACGGAGCCGACACAGGAGGGGAGAGGAGCAGAAAAUGGAAGCGUGGUAGAGAAUGGGGGAGGAGCACCUUUACAUUCCCCUCUUCACCCUCAUCCACACACUCACCCUCACUCUCCCUCCAGCACGGCCUCCUCUUCCCUCUCCUCUUCUCCAAUUUCCUCACCCGUUCUCGCCAAGCGUCUGGGCAGCCCAGGCUUCCAUCAAUCCUCCUACCAGGCUGGUGUCAACCAGCGAUUCCAGGCGGCCAGGCACAAGUUCCAAAGCCAGGCCGAACUGGAGCAGCAGCAGCAUGGCGGCCCUCUGUCACCCAGGGACCUCUCCCCCACCACCACCUCCUCCAUCCCUCCCCCACUGGAGCACAGCUCAGCUAAGCAGCUGGCCCGCAACACUGUCACUCAGGUGCUGUCCCGCUUCACCAGCCAGCAGGCCGGCGUCAAGCUGGCGCCAAUCAGCAGCUCUCCAUUUGGUACGGACUACCGCAACCUAGCAGCCUCUCCUCCUGGGGGGAGGUCACCGUCUUCAGGGCCUCUGUCACCUGGCAUUCGCUCCCCGCUCACUCCUCGCUCAGAGAGGACCCAUCCUCCUCCGAUCCCGCCCAAGAAGCCAGGCAUGAGUCCAACUCCAGGCUCCCCAAAUCACUCAGCUCGGACCAGCCUUUUCCCAGAGCUGACGGGGAACUGCGGACACAGCAACAGUGGGCAGGACGGAGCCAAGGAGCCAGACUUGGUUUUGUCGUCUAGCAGCUAACGGCCACAUCGAAUAAACAAACUCUUGAAUAAGUCAGGCCUAAAUCAGCAGUUACUGUAAUAGUCAUCUUUGCCAGCCCUUAAAGCAACUUUUCAGCACACAUAAUCAGUAUGCUUCAAAGCUGGACUGGUUAAAACAGAUCCCUACCUCUGCAUAACAACCUGAGGAAAAAUCGGAGAACUAUUUGAAAAUAUAGUAUAUUAUGAUUUUUUUAAAAAUAUUACUAUUAACAUUCCUGCCUCUAUUCCUUUAUAUAGAUUUUUUUAAGUUCUAGAUUUAAGAUAUUUAUGUUGUUUUCCACUUUAACCCUUUAUGAAGGGUGUUUAGAAAUCAUAUAUACUGUAUAUAAAGACACCAAGCUGACCUGUUUGGUUCUGAAGAACAAAAUGUUAACAAGAUUUCAUAGUACAGUACAACACUCCUUUUUUCUUUUCCUUUAAUGCUCACAUUGCCAGUCCUGUUAGCAUAAUGAAAGACUCUUGUCAGAGGCAACACUGUAUAGCGAGUAGAAGGGCUAAAAUAUAUGAAUGCAUAGUUUAGCAAACACGUAGCGAUCACCGUUCCACGAUAAACGAGUGAGUAGUUUUUAAAUGUUUUUCCAGUAAAUCCUUAACGCAGUUCCUGUUGAGACGGCCCAUGAAGACUAUUAGACUGUAAAUAGACGAAAGAAUUCAAAGUUGAUUUUCUAUGAAUGAACAUCACAUGCAUGUGUUUUUUUUCUAUUACACUUGUCAUGAAUACACUGAAACUUCGAAGGGAGAGCACACUUUGUACUACAUUACUGUAUAAAACUGUAUGUAUACUUUUUUUUUUAAUUCAGGGAAGGUUCAUUUCUGCUUUACCCAAACCAAGGACUGUUUUACGAUUAUGUGUCUUUGGAGAUAUUCCAUCAGUAAAAUAGCGGUGACGAAAGGUUUGCAUUUUGCUACUGUAACUGUUUCUAUAGUACUGUAUGUGUCAAAUCAUUUACAUACAUGUAGUGUUGUGUCCUGUCCUAACAGUGCUACACAUCAGAUGUUUGUCUUAGGUUUACCAUGUUUUUUUGUUUGUUUUCUGGCUUUAAAAUCAAGUGAUUGAAAUUAAAUCUGCAGAUUUCUACACAGUU
This is a messenger RNA of Epinephelus moara (kelp grouper), 3007 nucleotides long. Its product is annotated as CTTNBP2 N-terminal-like protein. The transcript has 5 exons. The coding region runs from base 121 to 1902 and encodes 593 amino acids. The record is from RefSeq and is a predicted model, not a curated record. NCBI's taxonomy places the organism in Eukaryota, Metazoa, Chordata, Actinopteri, Perciformes, Serranidae.